Molecule: messenger RNA, 1733 nt
Organism: Contarinia nasturtii (swede midge)
Lineage: Eukaryota; Metazoa; Arthropoda; Insecta; Diptera; Cecidomyiidae
Exons: 5
Coding region: 46-1554 (502 amino acids)
Biological process (GO): RNA catabolic process
Cellular component (GO): extracellular region
Molecular function (GO): RNA binding; ribonuclease T2 activity
Source: RefSeq, a predicted model, not a curated record
AGUCAAUUCCUAAGUCAAUCGAAAGUUUUAGGUAGUUUGGUAAAGAUGUCAAAAAUACAGUUUCUAUUUCUUUUUAUUUGUGCAUUUUCGGUUUUAUUUUUAAGCGUAUGUGCAAAAUCAUUCAAUGGGUUGGAAGGCUAUAGAAAUGAAUCCCGUUUGUUGUCAGAAAAUGACCUUGACUUUGAUAUGCUGUUGUUUAUACAAUCAUGGCCAACGGUAGCUUGUGUGAAAAAAAUGGAUGGAAAUACCGACUUUGAAUGUCUAUCGCCUCCGAAAAAUGAGACCUGGAUUAUUCAUGGGCUUAGGCCGUACAAGUUAUAUGGAAGCGGGCCAUUGCUUUGCGGCAACUCAUCAUCAUUCGAUCUUGAUUCCUUGAAGCCAUUUAUGGAUGAAUUGCUGCUAAACUGGUUCAAUUUGAAUAAAGCUAGUUCUUCUGAGCAGCUCUGGAGGCAUGAAUGGUUGAAAUAUGGAACAUGUUCCAAAAAACUUCCGGAUCUGGAUAGAGAAGCGAAAUACUUUGGUCAAGGUUUAAAAUGGUUUCAGCAAUACAAUGCUAAAGACUUACUAUCAAAAGCCAAUAUUAAGCCAGAUACACCGUACAAAUUCAUUGAUUUUUAUGAUGCCUUGAAAAAUAAAUUGAAAAUCAAUCCAAAAAUUGUGUGUCAUAGAAAACCGGACACUGGUGAACAAUAUCUGUCGGAAAUCGGAAUAUGUUUUGGCAAAACAUUAGAAUUGGUCGAUUGUAUGCAAUCAGAAAAUUUAACUAGCAAUACCACUGUAAUGACAGAUGAAAUUUUUACAAAUUGCAAUUACAAACAACCAGUUCUAUAUGCGAGCACAUUGCCAACAAGUUCUAACAGAUUAGAAAACCAUAGAAAUGAAUCCCAUUUGUUGUCAGGAAAUGAAUUUGACAUACUGAUGUUUAUGCAACAAUGGCCUACUGGAUACUGUAUUAACAAUAAUGAGUGCAUACCACCACCUGAUAAUGAGACUUGGGGAAUUCAUGGGAUUUGGCCGAACAAUCUGGACGGAAGUCAUCCAUCAUUUUGCAGCGAUUCAUCUUCAUUUGAUAUUGAAUCUUUAAAACCAUUUAUGGACCAAUUGAAACAAAGCUGGUUUAAUUUGAUGAGUGGAUCAUCUGAAGAAAUUUUUUGGCGACAUGAGUGGUUAAAGCAUGGAACAUGUGCUGUAAGUCUUCCGGAACUGAAUACAGAAGCGAAAUAUUUUGGACAAGCUUUAAAAUGGUUCCAAAAAUACCAUAUUAAAAAUUUACUCUCGCAAGCCAAUAUUAAGCCUGGCACAGACUACAAUAUUAUUGAUAUUCAUAAUGCACUGAAAAAUCAAUUGAAUAUUAAAGCAGUAAUACGUUGUUAUUGGAAUAAAGACAAUAGUAAACAAUAUCUGUCGGAAAUCGGAAUAUGUUUUAGCAAAACAUUAGAAUUGGUCGAUUGUAUGCAAUCAGACAAUUUAACUAGCAAUACCACUGUAAUGACAGAUGAAAUUUUUACAAAUUGCAAUGACAAACAACCAGUUCUAUAUGCGAAAGAGGUGUAAUGCGCUCAAUAAGCGUAAUGCUUUGUUUGCCGAACUUCGUAUAGACAGUGCCAUCUAUAUAUAGAAUGGGAUAUUAUUUCACAAGUUUGAGAAUGAGCGCAUAUGUUAUUCCAAAAAUUGUUGAAAAAUAAUUUAAUAAAUUGUUUCAUUUUUUUGUUUUGAAAGUGAAGUUAGCACAA